Molecule: messenger RNA, 735 nt
Organism: Theileria parva strain Muguga
Lineage: Eukaryota; Apicomplexa; Aconoidasida; Piroplasmida; Theileriidae
Gene: RPL7
Product: 60S ribosomal protein L7
Exons: 6
Coding region: 1-711 (236 amino acids)
Biological process (GO): maturation of LSU-rRNA from tricistronic rRNA transcript (SSU-rRNA, 5.8S rRNA, LSU-rRNA)
Cellular component (GO): cytosolic large ribosomal subunit
Molecular function (GO): RNA binding; structural constituent of ribosome
Source: RefSeq, a predicted model, not a curated record
AUGAAAGGGUUGGACGGAGAUAUUAAAAAACCUGAGACUAUAUUAAGAGGUCACAGAAUCGAUUUGAAAAAAAGGAGUCAAAUCGCAAAACAAGUCCGACUUCUAAAAUCGAAAAAGAAAUCUUAUCGAGACAAAAAUGCCAUCGUUUCACUCAAUACGAUUUUCAAAAAAUCGAAACAGCUGGACUUGGAUCUUAAGCGAACUAAAGCCCAGGAGAAAUCCUCUAAAGUAACUCCGCAAAAGGAGUAUAAACUUCUUUUUGUUGUUAGGAAUUCGAGAAAUGUAGAAUCUCCAAUUUGCAAAGAUAUUUUAAAGACCCUUGGAUUAACAAGAACCAAUUCAGGUCGUUUUAUGAGUAAUUCAGUUCCUAAUUUGGAACUUAUUAAUAAGGUGUUGCCUUUUGUGUACUACGGAACUCCCACUCUAAAACACGUGAAGGAUCUACUCCAUAAAAGGGGUACAAUCUAUCAGCAUAACAAGGCUGAGAUGAUUAGUGGCAAUUUAGUUAUUGAGGAGAACUUCAGUAUCUAUGGCAUUUACAGCAUUGCUGAAUUGAUUGAAACCAUAUAUAAGGGCUCCAAUGGCUCUGAAAACAUCUUACUUAAGCUCGGACCUAUAAACUUAUCAAAUUUAAACGUUUACAACAGAUAUUUUGAGGAUAAUCUUAAAUUCGGAGACACCAACAUUAACAACUUAUUAAUUGAUAAAUAACCGUGUAAUAUACUAAUUAACAAA